AUGACUGUGUUUACAAAGCCGAGUAUUAUCGCGAAUAAAGCUGAAAGCUCUAAAACACCAUUAGUUGUGGAAACUGUAUGUCCUGAGGCUAAGAUAGCGGUGCCGCCGCCGGCACCGCCGCGUCGGCGUCCAGCGCCUUCACCUCUGCGGCAAACAAUGACAACGUUCUUUCACUUAAUGAACAUAAUAUUGAUGAUUGUGCUGUUUAUUUCUAUGGGUGUGUUGAUAUACCACCGGUUCUCGAGGGCUCAUGCUGCGCAUCGCUAUCAGGGUUACUGUGCCAUCCCCAUCGAUAUCAAGGAGCUGAAUGCGCUUAAGAAUGAGCCAAACUCACGUGUGGUGCCGCUACAUUGGUCCUCCGAGCCAGAUGUACAAAUUAUUAGCACCGCAGACGACACCGCUACUGAGAACUUUGUUAAUAUGCUGCGUGAGGAACUUGAUAUAGAUGGCAUGAUUGAGAAGAUAUCUGUUCUUAACAACGGACAACAAGUCAACUUUAUCCACGACUUCACUACUAACCUAACCAACAUCGUGGACGAGGAGCGCUGCUUCGUGAUGGAGCUGGACCGGGAGCUGGUGAUGAUGCCGGACGCGUUUGUGCUGAGCAUUGAGCGUGGGCACGGGUUCGAUGUGACACGCGUGCGCACCUCGCUGCGCGCCGCGCUGCCCGCCGUGCGCGAGCCGGCCCUGCCGCUGUGCCGCUCGCGCCCCACCUACCGCCUGAGCCGCACCGCGCGCCCCGUUCGCAAGCGUUCAGCCGACGAACCGUCUCACGACUACAUGCAUUUCUCGGGCAAGCACAUCCACGAGAUCGAGAUAGGGAACCUGGGAGAGCUGCUGGAGUACGAAAAGAAAAAGAGCGCCUAA
Parnassius mnemosyne (clouded apollo) is the source of this 867-nucleotide messenger RNA. The record is from the annotation of a GenBank genome assembly. Lineage: Eukaryota; Metazoa; Arthropoda; Insecta; Lepidoptera; Papilionidae.